Aspergillus puulaauensis is the source of this 1731-nucleotide messenger RNA. RefSeq lists its product as uncharacterized. The coding region runs from base 1 to 1731 and encodes 576 amino acids. NCBI's taxonomy places the organism in Eukaryota, Fungi, Ascomycota, Eurotiomycetes, Eurotiales, Aspergillaceae. The record is from RefSeq and is a predicted model, not a curated record. The transcript has a single exon.
AUGGCUCUUACAAACCUGACAGCCUCGGCCUUGGGGGCACGAUGCACCGGCCUCCAAGCCCCUGUCAUCCCGGACGCCGAGGUGCUCUGGAUAUCUUCAAACCCAGUCCACGAUUUCACUUAUCCUCCGGUCAUAGACAUCACUGGCGAGACGCCGCCGGGCCUCGACGGGGACAUUCCCAAACUGAAUUUCUGCAAUGUGUCGGUUGCCUUGACUCACCCCGGCGAGAACGACACCGAGUUCAUCUCUGUGUGGCUUCCUGCCCACCGAGGAUGGAAUCUUCGAUACACUGCAACUGGAGGUGGGGGCAUUGCAGCUGGAUACGAUUUCAACAUGGUUGCUCCCCUCGCCGCCGGAUUCGCGACUUCGUCCAGCGAGGCUGGACUGACCCUCAACCAUACUGUCGACCCUCAGACCGGCACUUGGGCAUUGAAUGAGGAUGGAUCGCCAAACGAGGCCCUGUUCGUCAAUUUUGGCUGGCGCUCUAUUCAUGAUAUGUCUGUCGUCUCUAAGGAUCUCAUCAAGCAAUUCUACGGCAUCGGUCCGCAUUACUCAUACUGGACUGGUUGUUCGCAGGGUGGGAGACAAGGAUAUGCAGCAGCAGCAAAGUAUCCCAAGGACUUUGACGGUAUUCUCGCAGCUUCACCGUCACUCGGCGAGGAGUAUGUUGGUCCCACUACCUUUUGGCCUGUUGUUGUCAUGCACAACGAAGGCGAGAUUGUGCCUUCUUGCGUCUUUGACAAAUACCAGUCUGCCAUCAUUGAAAAGUGCGAUCCACUCGACGGCGCAAAGGAUGGUCUCAUCUCCGAUUACGAUCUGCUGAGAUCCUGUCCUAAGGAGUUUGACUCUUCCAGUCUCGUUGGAACGGUUGUUUCCUGCAAACCAGUGGGCGAUAUAACCAUAACUGCCAGACACGCAACUAUUGUCAGGAAAAUCCUCGAAGGCCCGCGCAAUAGUGAUGGCACGGAGCUCUGGUUUGGUACUGCACCCGGCGCAAACUUCUCCGGCGUCGCAGGGACUGUCUACCACAACGGCAAAUGGAUACCCAGGCCCUUUCCCCCAGGUGCAGCGUGGCUUAAGAGUGUCAUCGUCCCUAAGAUGACCGACAUCACCAAGAUGAGUUACACGGAGUUCUUCGACGCCUUCGACAAGUCAGUCAAGCUCGGCGGAGCAUAUAUCGGCGACGAAUACCUCGACCUUUCUGCGUUCAAAUCAGCCGGCGGAAAACUGCUGAGCUGGGUUGGGCUUGCGGACCAAUUCAUCCCGCCUUCACAUCUCCUUCAUUUCCACGACGACGUUGCAGCGAAACUUGGUGGCCAGUCUGCCGUUGAUGAUUUCUACCGCGUCUUCACUGCCCCCGGUGUCGGGCACUGUGGAGGUGGUCAUGGGCCUCAGCCGGUACUGCCCAUGCGCGCGCUGGUGGAUUGGGUGGAGCGCGGUAAGGCGCCUGAGACCCUGGCAGGGAAGACUCUCAUCCGCAGUGCACACGAGAUGACACGGGAUCUGUGCAUGUAUCCGAAGAGGCCUGUUUACAAGCAAGGCGAUCUAUAUCGAUCGGCUAGUUUUACGUGUGAGGAGCCGAAGAUGAAACCUACAGAGCCGAAGGAGAAGCCUACAGCGGCGAGUGGGGAAUCGGAUGGAAAAGACUCUAGUGCGGGUGCCCUGCGUGCUGCGGGUUGGUGGUACAUUGUUCCUUGUGUGGCUCUGUUCGUUGUGUCGAGUCUGGUGUAG